GGUUGCACGCUAACAGAAAAACAUGGUGCAAACAAGUGCAGCAUAUGGUCUGCAAUAAACAUUGUGGAGCAGGUUCCCUUUCCAAUCACAAAGGGUCGGAUCAACUUGUCCAAUAGCUGCCUCUCAUUUUUCGAGCGCACUAUCUGAAAUUCCGACUCUUCCAUCAAAAUGCGUUUCACCUUAUGGGUCGUAGGCUUGUUUUGCCUUGUUGGUUUGGUGUCGGCGAGAUCUGCAGACUCUAACGAAGAAAAUCGGCAGCCAAGCAUCUCUAUCGUCGGUGGAACUCCAGCUCUUCUUGGCGAAUUUCCAGCAUUGGGUGCUAUGCGCACUAGCAGUGGUGCCCUUCGUUGUGGUGGAACUUUAAUUACACCUUCCCACGUCUUGACGGCUGCACAUUGUCUGUCAGGACUGAGUGCGACUGCCAUUAGCUCGUUAAGAAUGAUGUUCAACUCGUUGACGGUGAGCGGCGACACCGGCUCUAUCGCUAGAAACGUGACGAGUGCAAUCAUCCAUCCAAGUUACACCAGCACUAUCGAUGGAUUCGACGUUGCCGUAAUGCUGUUAAAUUCACCUAUCACAACCAUCGAACUCACUAAACUUCCAACGGAUUCAGCUAUUGCGACCACAAUAGCGCCACCGACGACCACAAGACCACCGACAACAAGGCGGACCACAGCAAUGCGGACCACAUCAAGGCGGACCACAUCAAGGCGGACCACAUCAAGGCGGACCACAUUAAGGCGGACCACAUCAAGGCGAACCACAUCAAGGCGGACCACAGCAAGACGGACCACAAAAGCACCAUGUUCGUGUACCUGUCCACCAGCAACGGUGAGACAAAAGGUUCAGCCUAAAACCCAAGCCGUUGAUUCGAGAGCUUUUAGUACGUACGAGAAUGAGCCGGCCGUCAUUGCUGGAUGGGGGACAACGUCUUCCGGGGGCAGCAUUUCUUCCAUUUUAUUGAAGGCCAACGUCACGGUUUUAGCCAAUUCAGUUGUCGCUACUCAAUAUGGUAGUUCCUUCCUCCCCCUGGCGAUGCUGGGUGCCGCCGCCCCGGGUAAAGACACCUGUCAGGGUGACAGCGGUGGCCCUCUCUACGUUGACGGUGUUCAAGUUGGCAUUACCAGCUGGGGCUACGGAUGUGCUGAUCCUGAAUAUGCUGGAAUCUAUACGCGAGUCACAACUUAUGUUAACUGGAUCACUGAAACGGUGGCCAGCAACCCGGCGUAGGUAGGUAUCGCUAUCCAGUGGACAAUCAAACUAAAACGACUCGGAUCUCGGAACUACAUCUAACUUGACUUUAACGUUUGUCACGUAACAUUACCUGGUUUUCGUGUAUCUAUCAUCACCGUUGAUUUUUCUUCAAGUUUUGUUUUCUGUGUGUUUGAAUUGAAUGGGACGAACUAAAAUUUAUUAUUCAGCAGCAAUAUCGUGCACGAGUUUACUGUAAACAAUGAUCAGAUGUUUCGCGUUUCGCAGCGUCUAAUCACAUCAGCAAACAUACAUCUGGAUUUAAUGUCUCAAAAUAAAUAGUUUUUUCUUUA
Molecule: messenger RNA, 1544 nt
Organism: Daphnia magna
Lineage: Eukaryota; Metazoa; Arthropoda; Branchiopoda; Diplostraca; Daphniidae
Product: trypsin
Exons: 9
Coding region: 169-1230 (353 amino acids)
Biological process (GO): proteolysis
Molecular function (GO): serine-type endopeptidase activity
Source: RefSeq, a predicted model, not a curated record